AUGGAAGCAGUCAAAACCCUAACCCUCAAAUCCGGCACCUCAAUCCCCUCCAUCCUCCUCCCAACCUUCCAAAUCUUCACCCCAGGCCACACCGCAAAUAAAUCCUCCAUCCUCGCCACCCCACGCGUAACACACACAUACGGUCCUCACCCCCGGCAAACACUAGAUCUCUAUCUCCCUCCCUCCUCCCCUUCCCCCAAUUCCACUUUACACUCAUCAGAUCCGUCUCCGAUCCUCAUCUUCCUCCACGGCGGCGGCCUAACCCACGGCUCCAAACUCAGCCCCGAACAUCCCCUGGUCUACCAUAGCACCGGGUCUUUCUUCGCGCAACGCGGCGUCACGACUAUCAUCCCGGAUUACCGACGUGUGGGCGUCGAGGGCGAAGACGCGGCGUACCCUUCUGGCGGCGAGGAUGUGAGUUUGACGCUGAAAUGGGUGGUCGCAAAUCUAUGUCAGGAGGGGGAACGGGAGGUUGUGGUGAUGGGGAAUUCAGCUGGGGGUGUACAUGCUAGUACGUGGGCUUUUGACUCGUUGUUUCUUGAGGAACGGAAGGGGAUGAGCGGGGGGAAUUUGAGGGUUAAGGGCGUGGUGGAGUUAGCUGUGCCGUUUGAUUUUGCGGAGGGGGUGGAGGGGGCGGCGGUGAAGUAUUUUGGGGGGAAGGAGGGGGAGAAGUGUGCGGUUGGGAUAGUGGAGGCGCUUGGGAGGGAAGGGGUGAGUAGAGAGGAGGUUGCGGUGCCGAAGGUUUUGGUGUUGUUGGGGGAGUAUGAGCCAGAAAUUAUUGAGGGGCCGACGGGGAGGUUUGUGGAGGCUUGGAAGAGGGUUUGGGGAGAGGGGUUGGAGUUUAAGGUGUUAAAGGGGCAUAAUCAUAUUAGUCCGCCGUGGGCUUUGAUGGCGGGGGAGGCGGAAGGAGAGAAGUGGGCGGAAGAUUUGGUGGAGUGGAUUAAAAAUUGA
Molecule: messenger RNA, 951 nt
Organism: Glarea lozoyensis ATCC 20868
Lineage: Eukaryota; Fungi; Ascomycota; Leotiomycetes; Helotiales; Helotiaceae
Product: alpha/beta-Hydrolase
Exons: 1
Coding region: 1-951 (316 amino acids)
Molecular function (GO): hydrolase activity
Source: RefSeq, a predicted model, not a curated record